AGGGCGCGGCGCUGCGGCCCUCGGAAGAUGGCGGCAGCGGCGGCGGCUGCGGCUGCCGAGCAGCAAAGUUCCAAUGGUCCUGUCAAGAAGUCUAUGUGUGAGAAGGCUGUUGAAAGAAGGAACAUUAGUAAAGAGCAUAAUAGUAACUUCAAAGCUGGAUAUAUUCCAAUCGAUGAAGAUCGUCUCCAUAAAACGGGAUUGAGAGGAAGAAAGGGCAAUUUAGCCAUCUGUGUGAUUAUCCUUCUGUUUCUCUUGGCGGUCAUCAAUUUAAUUAUCACACUUGUUAUCUGGGCCGUGAUUCGCAUUGGGCCCAAUGGCUGUGACAGUAUGGAGUUCCAUGAAAGUGGUCUGCUCCGAUUCAAGCAAGUGUCUGACAUGGGAAUCAUACAUCCUCUUUAUAAGAGCACAGUAGGAGGAAGACGAAAUGAAAAUUUGAUCAUCACUGGUAACAAUCAGCCUAUUGUUUUUCAGCAAGGGACAACGAAGCUCAGUGUAGAAAAGAACAAAACUUCCAUUACUAGUGACAUUGGUAUGCAGUUCUUCGACCCAAGGACUCAAAAUAUUUUAUUCAGCACAGACUAUGAAACGCAUGAAUUUCAUUUGCCAAGUGGAGUGAAAAGUCUGAAUGUUCAAAAAGCAUCUACUGAAAGGAUUACAAGUAAUGCUACUAGUGAUUUAAAUAUAAAAGUUGAUGGACGUGCUAUAGUCCGUGGAAAUGAAGGCGUAUUCAUUAUGGGCAAAACCAUUGAAUUUCAUAUGGGUGGUAACAUGGAACUAAAGGCUGAAAAUAGCAUCAUUCUAAAUGGAACUGUGAUGGUCAGCACAACUCGCCUGCCCAGCUCCUCCUCUGGAGACCAGUUCAGUAACAGCGACUGGGUACGCUACAAGCUCUGCAUGUGCGCUGACGGAACUCUCUUCAAAGUACAAGUGACAGGCCAGAACAUGGGCUGCCAAAUCUCAGACAACCCGUGUGGAAACACUCAUUAGAAGAACCCCAGAGGUCAUGAAUAUGUUCAUAUCAUGACUCAACUUUUUUUUUUUUUUUUUUGAGGAUGCAUGCAAAUCAUUGUUGUUGUUGUUGUUUUUUCAGGUUGUGAUAAUUCAUUGUAAUUAUUUUAUCUGCUGACCACAACUGUAUUCAUUGUGUAAUCUCCAUAUUUAACACAGCCUCAGAGCUUAAAUUUGAAUACAUUUUAUUAAGUU
Messenger RNA from Chrysochloris asiatica (Cape golden mole), 1203 nucleotides. It is a transcript of the gene SGCB, whose product is annotated as sarcoglycan, beta (43kDa dystrophin-associated glycoprotein). The coding region runs from base 28 to 987 and encodes 319 amino acids. The transcript is spliced from 6 exons. The record is from RefSeq and is a predicted model, not a curated record. Gene Ontology annotation, cellular component: sarcoglycan complex; sarcolemma. Gene Ontology annotation, biological process: muscle organ development. NCBI's taxonomy places the organism in Eukaryota, Metazoa, Chordata, Mammalia, Afrosoricida, Chrysochloridae.